Messenger RNA from Fusarium coffeatum, 1725 nucleotides. RefSeq lists its product as uncharacterized. The transcript has a single exon. Lineage: Eukaryota; Fungi; Ascomycota; Sordariomycetes; Hypocreales; Nectriaceae. The coding region runs from base 1 to 1725 and encodes 574 amino acids. The record is from RefSeq and is a predicted model, not a curated record.
AUGCCCUUCGACUUUAAAGCCUAUGAUCAAAAAUGCCAGGGUCUUACUCUGGAAGAACUUCAGCGAGAAUGGGAGCACUACACCCGCUUAAUUUCAGGCGCUGCUACUUCCACUGCCGUAUCGGGUUGCGCCAUCCCAUUGACUCUCGGCGUCUCGACAAUCGGCGUCGCAAUGGCCGCACCAGCAAUCCACAACGCGCGCAAAAAACGUGAAAUUAUCGAACGUCACCUCAAUCGCCUCAACGCAACGGAUCAUACUCGAAAGCGAGAUGUUCUUGGCAGUAUGGCUGUCAGCGGGACAAUCGGUGUGGUGACUCUCGGUGUUGGAACAAUGGGCGCUGAUGCUGUAGCUACAGCUGGAGCCGAGCAUGGGAUUCAAUCAAUUGUUGCGAACGAGACAGCUAUCAAGAUCGUUUCGCAUGCUGCGCUUGACGGCGCGGGAAUGAUGGUUGAGCAUAGGCAUACAGAUCAUUUGAAGAAGAAGGAUGCGAAGAAGGCCUUUCAGAAAGCUGGUGUUUUCCAAGCUGUUCAGGAUGCGAAGGCUGCUGAGGCUGGCUAUACUGUACAGCAGUAUCCGAAUGGUGGUCAGUAUGUCGUUACUGGCCAAUCUCAGGCUCUUCCCAUGCCACCUCCGCCUUAUAGUGCCGCUGUUGGACUGGCGCCUGUUCAAUCUUCUUAUCCUUUGACCCCGAAUGGGUAUCCUGAGGACUUCAAGUCUCAACCAAUUGCCCAGCCGGUUACAUACUUGGCACCCCAACAGACUGGACCGCAGCAAGCCUACGACUACUCCCAACAGCAACAAGUUCCAAUAUCCUAUGCGCCAUCGCGCAUGCCAUCAGCGAAUGGCCAGACUUUUUCACCACCCCAAACUCCGGCGACUCAAUAUCCUCCACAGCAACAAGCACAGCCGGUCAUCGCUUCAUACACUCCCGUCCCCACAGCGCAGCCAUUCGACAUGUCUACAAUGCAACAAGCUCUUCCAAUGACACUUGCACCUACUGCAUCUCAUCAACCACCACCUUGGCAGUAUGUCCCGAUGCCGCCUGCGCAGGAAUGUAUAGUGCAAAGCCCUUCAGCACAGAUUCCCGGAGCACCGCAAGCUGGACAUUGCCCACCAGCGGCAGUCGGAUACAUCCCACCACCACCACCAACUCCUUCCGGGUAUGCUCCAUCUGUCACAGCUCAUCCCCAGCCAACGCCACAGUUUGUUCCUGCAGGUCAAAUGUCACCACCCAUGGAGUUGUCCAGUGUUAUCCAGAGCCCUCAGCAAGUUCUGCAACAUACCGGAUACCAGCCUCCAACCCAGCCCCAAACUCACAUCCAAGCUGGAUACCUUACACCCCAAUCCUCCAGCAACUACCAAGCUCCUCUAGCCAGUGAUCUAAACAGAGGAGACUCAAUGAUCAGUACCCAAUCUUUCACUCCGCAACCAUACAACCCGCAGCAUUAUGGCCCCAUCAACCAGCAAGAGCAGGUAUAUAAUGCAUCGGCUCUACCAAUCACCAGCACACCUAUACCUGCUCCUCAAGUCAGACCUCAACCAAUGCAGUACCAAAUGCCUCCAACCCCUCUCCCAACAGGCUCAACCAUGAAUGGCUACCAAUACGACAACAAAGGUUCCUAUUUCCCAGUUGAACCUCAAACUCCACAAGCAACCGGCAGUAUCCAGAUUGCUUACCAACCUCAAUACUACCCGCCUCCAUCACCCAUGCCAGUGACGCAAUAA